UUCUUUUCAGACUCUCUCGCAAUGUUGGUUUGCAUCCAGAAGCGAUUGGCUCUUCUACUUCUGAAGGUUGAACCCCGACAUUAUCGGUAGUGCCGAGACUAUAGGGGCUUGGAUCAUGUCCUUGAAUUGGCAUUAGAGUCCCGACCAUUGUCGAUUUGUAGGAGAAACCUUGGGGAUAUCUGAUAUAUCUAACCAGGGCCUCUGCGAAUUUUAGGAUGGGGAUGAAGAUUCGUUCUGUGGCUAUUUGCAUCAGCUUUGCCUCGUCGUGAGACAAUGUCGCUAUCGCGAUCACAACUACAAGCCAUCUCGAUAACAGAGCGUGUUUGUUCGGCUGUGUCUCUCCUGGGAACUUUCAUCAUUGUCAUUUCUUUCCUUUCCUCUUCUUCGUUCCGCAAGCCCAUCAAUCGCCUAGUGUUCUAUGCAUCAUGGGGUAACAUGAUGGCCAAUGUCGCGACACUGAUGUCUCAGUCAGGAGUUCGGUUGGGAACUGCAAGCAGCCUCUGCCAGUUCCAGGGCUUCCUUAUCCAAUGGUUUAUGCCCGCUGAUGCCCUGUGGACAUUUGCUAUGGCCUGCAAUGUCUGGCUCACCUUCUUCCACAAGUAUGACUCUGAACAGUUGCGACGGCUGGAGGUAAAGUAUCUAGUGGCUUGUUACGGGUUGCCUUUCAUUCCUGCAUUUGUAUAUUUCUUCAUUGAGACAAAGACACGGGGCAAGAUCUACGGCGCGGCCACGCUUUGGUGUUGGGUCUCGACCCCUUGGGACUUUCUACGCAUUGCCCUGUUUUACGGACCAGUGUGGUUGAUUAUGUGCUUGACCAUUUUUAUCUAUGUGCGCACAGGCAGUGUUAUUUAUCAGAAGCGGCAGCAACUGAACCGUGCUGGAAAUACAGACUCUUCCAGCACCACAGCUAGCUUGAAAAACAUCCAACUUUCCAAAGUGACCGAGUUUUCCAUAACUCGGGAGAUUGUGCAUACUGUGCAAGUGCCGCUAGAGGGGAAUGAAGACCCCAUAUCGACCAAGAGUCUGCACACAUUCUACUGCCCAUAUUCAGUCACCAUCCAGGCUGGAAGCGAUCUCAAGGACAGCGAGAAGACUGCAGAGCAAUCUUACGUACAUGACCAGGUCAGCGCCGGCAUUCAACGCCGUGCGACCGUGUUGGAAACGAAUUCGGCAGCAUGGGCUUACAGCAAAUAUGCGAUCCUCUUCUUCAUUGCUCUGUUGAUCACAUGGGUGCCAUCAACGGCCAAUCGAGUCUAUUCACUGGUGCUCCCGCAUAAGGUCGACUUUGAGUUGAAUUACAUCUCGGGUUUAGUGCUACCAUUGCAGGGAUUCUGGAAUAGUAUCAUAUAUGUGUCAAUCUCAUGGCCAGCAUUUGAAGAACUCUUGUUCUCGAAUAGGAAGGUUGGCGUUCAAGCUAGAGACCAGGCAGGGUCAAUUGAGUCCGAGCGCGAGCGCCCACAGUGAGGUUGCACUGCGAACUGCAAAGCUUUCUUGACUCACUGAAGACAAGCCUACCACUGACGGGGCUUCCAGCCACAUUGGGUAGAUAAUCCAAAACUUACUUUCGUG
Molecule: messenger RNA, 1569 nt
Organism: Aspergillus aculeatus ATCC 16872
Lineage: Eukaryota; Fungi; Ascomycota; Eurotiomycetes; Eurotiales; Aspergillaceae
Product: putative cAMP receptor-like protein
Exons: 4
Coding region: 274-1464 (396 amino acids)
Biological process (GO): adenylate cyclase-activating G protein-coupled receptor signaling pathway; cell surface receptor signaling pathway
Cellular component (GO): plasma membrane
Molecular function (GO): G protein-coupled receptor activity
Source: RefSeq, a predicted model, not a curated record